Messenger RNA from Pseudovirgaria hyperparasitica, 954 nucleotides. Its product is annotated as inositol monophosphatase. Gene Ontology annotation, molecular function: inositol monophosphate 1-phosphatase activity. The record is from RefSeq and is a predicted model, not a curated record. Bases 1 to 954 code for a protein of 317 amino acids. The transcript has a single exon. Lineage: Eukaryota; Fungi; Ascomycota; Dothideomycetes; Acrospermales; Acrospermaceae. Gene Ontology annotation, biological process: inositol metabolic process; signal transduction; phosphatidylinositol phosphate biosynthetic process.
AUGCUCGAAGCGAAACUCGAUCAAUCCGCCUCCACCAAGAACAACACCUCUGACGUCGUCACCGAUACCGACAAGGCGAUUGAGGAAAUGAUCAAAGCCGCACUCGCAGAAACUUACCCAGAGUACAUUUUCUUUGGCGAAGAAACGUCCAAGAAAGACCAAUUCCUCACCGACGAUCCUACCUUUAUAUGUGAUCCCAUCGAUGGCACGCUGAACUUCACUCACGGCUUCGGCAACUUCGCCGUCUCGCUCGGCAUGACUCUCUUCAAACGCCCUGUCCUCGGUGUUGUAUACAACCCAACGAACGGCGAAAUGUUCUACGGAAUCAAAGGCCAGGGUGCAUUCCUCGAUCGUAGAGGUACCAUCUUCCCUUUGCCCAUUCGCGCCCCAGUUGAUGUCGGCGACCUGAACACCUGCAUCAUGGCAAUCGAAUGGGGCAACGACCGCGCUGGCGACCGCUGGGAGCUACGUUCACGCGUUCACAAGCAGCUGCUGACCAAGAACGCGGCCGGUGUCAUGAUUCAGUCCAUCCGUAGCAUGGGUAGUGCGGCACUUGAUUUCUGCUACGUCGCUGCCGGCCAACUCGAUGCGUUCUGGGAGCCUGGCUGUUACCCUUGGGACGUCUGCGCCGGCUGGGCGAUUCUGGAAGAGGCUGGAGGCAGGGUGUUUAGUGUGAAUCCAGGUGAGGAGGCACAUCUGGAGAGUCGGCUGUAUUUUGCAAUCAGGCCGGGCAAGAAGGAGAGUCAGGAGGCUUUUGCACGGAAGGUAUGGGGGGUCAUGGGCAAUGGCCGUUUCGUGUAUCCGAAUACGCCAUCCGUGGUAAGGAAGGAAGAAAGCGAUGACGACGUCGGGCUGGAGAUGGCUCGGAGGGUGAAGCAUGCCACGCUGACCCUCUUGCCGAAGCACGAUGCUGCGGUCUGCCAGGAAGCGGCCACGCUCUAUAUAGUGGGUUGA